UAGGAAAAACAGGGAAGUAGAUAAAACAUCAGCAAACUCCAAAAAUAAUCUCAAAUGUACAAGUCAGUUUGGCUCAGUAUUUUUGUCAAGUGAUCUAUAACUUAACUUUAGCCAAAUCACCACACAAACGAAUUAGUUUUAAAAAAGUCUUAUGGUUCGCUGUUUUAUAGAAUACCAGAUAAAUAAAGUACAGAUGAUUUGAUUAACAGGCACAGUUGACGUGGACAAUCUGUAAAGCAGCUCGUGCUCGUGCACGCCGCGUGCGGGUGCCGCUAAAGCUUCGCGCGAGUGCACCGUUUCUUCCCUAGCAACGGCCUUAGCAACGUCACACUGGUUUUAACGUUUUCGUUAGCUUAUGAUAACUUGGCGCAAGUACCAACAUGAAUUCCACCAAGAGGAAAAAAAAUACCACCGUUAGCUUCUUGCCACCAAACUCACCACCGGUUUACAGAAAGCAGCCGUGGAUGGAUCCAAAACCUUCCUUUUUGCUGUGUCCCCCCCUCCAGCAGACCCCUCAAGGAACUGAAGCAGCUGUGAAUAGAGAUCACCCGAUUGACGGGGCGGACGGGGGACUCGUUCAGCGUUAUGGUCGAGGCCGGAGAGUGGCAGGGCCCGUCCGCAGGCCGUCCAAGCAUGGCAGCACAAGCCUCACACAAAGGAAUAGAAAGCGCGAGAAUCUCCGGAGAACUCUGGUUAAAUUCAUAUGCCAGCAGCAGCAGGAAGAGGAGGAGGAAGAGGAGGAGGAAGAGGAGUUUGGCAGCUCUCUACCACGUGACUCUUAUAAAUCUUCAGAAAAGAAUAAUCGUGAAAUGAGAUAUAACUACUACAUUCAGAAAGGGAUAGACCUGAAGAAUGUGGCUCCGCUGGAGGACUCUUUGCUGAAGAACAUUCAGGAAAUGGUAUCCGACCACCUGACGAGCCAGAGCACACCAUUUGAGCAACUGGUCACUGAGAUUAAAGAGGACUAUCUGCUCUGCGUCAAGGCAGCAAUCUUGAAAUAUACAUUCAGGGGUUCAAGAAAGGAUGAGGACAAACCAAAAAAACGGCCCUCUCACAGGCUUGAAAUGGAGGUAUUGCCCAAACCAUGGAACACAUCCUUUGUUCGUGCAGUAAAGAGGAUGAAAGAUAGUCUUCACUCUUACAACCCCCUAAUGCAGCAGGUGCUCAACGUGUGGCAUGUCUUUUACAAGAAUCUACGUCUGAUAGAUGUAGAGGAGUUCCACAGCAGAAAGGAGUCCAUGGAGCUACAUGUGUUUCAGCAAAUUGUCACCAGCCAUGUUGAAAACGCCAAAGGAAUCCUCCUCAAAAAUUGGGUUCCCAGAGUGCACGACAUUUACUAUCAGGGGUGCAGGUCCGGGCUGGUUCCCGCCUCACAACACAACGCCAAACUGCUUUCUUUCUUUAACUGUGCUGCUGCACUGAUGACCUCCCAACUCCAGAGCCUUGCAUUGAACUCAAUGAAGGACUAUACACACCUACUCUCCCAAGACCCGCAGUCACAGCGAGCCCAUGAGCACCCAGGCUUUGUGCUGCAUCUGACCCUGGAGGACAAGGAGAUCAAGUUUGAGCCCGAACUCAAAUUGUACUUGGAGGUCUUCCUUCACGUCUAUGAGCUCCUACUGAGUUCUAUCAGCAUGGUACCUUGUGUGGAAACCAAACUGUACUUAGAAUGGUCAGGAAGCCGAAGCACCCUGGAGCCCAUCAUCCUGCCAGAGAUUCUGCAGGCCCAGCAGGAGGAGGUGAAAACGGCGUUCUGGGCUGAAACUGUCAAGCCCAUGGAGUACGUCCACGAGUAUGAUCAAUACGCCUCACUGGUAUCCAGGCGGGCCGAGGAGGAUGUGGAGCAGUUCCUCAGCGAGCAGCACUCCUUCCAGGAAAUCAUGGCGGAGGUGGUUCGCUACCAGCAGCUUGCUGACCAGAUCCAGCACACAUCAUGCCAGGCGGUGCGUCUUGGCAUGUUUGAGGUUCAGUCCCGUAAGCUUAUCCGCUCCCUGGUAAAUCGCGCCCAGGUUCUACAGCAGAGAUUGGUCACUUGGAUGCUGGAGGACCUUCAGAAAAUCAACAAGAAGCUCUGUGAUGAAUUUGAGACAAUUGCAGAGACGGCAUUGACUACACCAACUGACACUCAGAAACUGAUCGAGCUGAAGGCCUUCAUUAGUAAGGUUCAGACCACAGAGAUUCCUCUGUUGGAGCGAAGAGUGGCAAACUCAGCCAUGCAGUUGGUUUCCCUGAUGGAAGUCGCCACCAUCUCGCCAUUGGACGAGGAGCUCAACAACAAGCCCUUCCAUUGGCUGAACCGCAUGGCAUCCAUCUUUAAGGAACACCAACAGAUCAUUACCGAAAAGGCAGAGCAAUAUCAGAGUGGCCUCAAGUUGCGCCGCGACCGCUUUGUGGAAGAACUGGCCAGCUACAGCGUGCAGGUGGAGGAGUUUGCCACCGUUGGUGAGCUGACGGAUCUCGAUAAGCACUUGACAAAAUCCAAGGCCCUCAAUGCUAAACUGGAUUUCGCCAUGGAAAAGAUAAAUGAUUUCAAUCUAGAAGAGGAGGCCUUUGGCUGGUCCGUGUCCCAGUACCCGCAGUGUAAGAAGAUCCAGGACAAGCUCAAACCCUUCCUGCACCUCUACGAGACAGCCACUGCUUUCCUGGACCAGUACGAGCACUGGGUCCACGGACCGCUCUCGGGUGUGAACCCAGACAAGUUAGAGAUGGAUGUUGGUAACUACUGGCGCACACUGUACAAGCUGGAAAAAGGCUUCAGUGAUGUGCCCAAAGCCCUGAGCAUAGCAACCACUAUGAAGAUGAAGGUGGAAGACUUCAAGGAGCACCUUCCUUUAGUCCAGAUACUGUGCAACCCGGGCCUGCGUGAUCGCCAUUGGGACACCAUGUCGGAGGUGGCUGGCAUCUCCCUGCAGCCAGCUGAUGAGCAUGCAUGCGUGGCUCAGUUCCUGUCCCUGCACCUGGAGCAGCACCUGGACCGCUUCGAGGGGAUCAGUGAGGUGGCUAGCAAGGAGUACUCCCUGGAGAAGGCCAUGGAGAAAAUGGCCAGAGAGUGGGGCAAGAUGGAGUUCAACCUGCUGGCCUACCGAGAGACGGGCACCUCCAUCCUGACGUCCGUGGAUGAAGUGCAGAUGCUGUUGGACGACCACAUUGUGAAGACACAAACCAUGAGGGGCUCACCCUUCAUUAAGCCGUUUGAGGUGGAGAUACGGGAGUGGGAGGGCAAACUGUUGCUCCUCCAAGAGAUCCUGGAUCAGUGGUUGAGGGUUCAGUGCACUUGGCUCUACCUGGAGCCCAUAUUCAGCUCCCCGGACAUCAUGAUUCAGAUGCCCGAGGAGGGACGUCGGUUCAACACUGUCAACAAAACCUGGAGGGACACCAUUCAACAAGUUUCACUGGACAAGCACGUGUUGGUGGUGAUAACCAUCGACCAGAUGCUGGGGAGGCUGAAAAAGGCCAAUGAGCUCCUGGAGAUGAUCCUCAAAGGUCUUAAUAACUACCUGGAGAAGAAGCGACUCUAUUUCCCACGCUUCUUCUUCCUGUCUAAUGAGGAGCUGCUGGAUAUCCUCUCAGAGACUAAAGACCCUACAAGAGUGCAGCCCCAUCUGAAGAAGUGCUUUGAAGGCAUCGCUAGCGUGGUGUUCACUAGAAAGCUGGACAUCACCCACAUGAAAAGCAGUGAUGGCGAAAUAGUGCAGCUGCAGGACAUCAUUUCCACGUCCAAAACCAGGGGUCAGGUGGAGUUGUGGCUGCUGGAACUCGAGAAGGGCAUGAUGGCCUCCCUGCAGAAGGUAAUUGGGGAGGCAAUCAAGGCGUACCCUGUUGAGUCAAGGAUGGAUUGGGUGCUUGGUUGGCCGGGCCAGACCGUGCUGUGCGUCUCACAGGUCUACUGGACGAAGGAUAUUCAUGAAGCCAUUACUUCAGGACAAAAGGCGCUAAAUGCCUACCUGGACCAGAACAACAGACAGAUUGACGACAUUGUGGCACUUGUACGUGGCAAGCUGUCCAAACAGAACCGGGUGACCCUCGGAGCCCUCGUUGUGCUCGACGUCCACGGCAGGGACGUGCUUGCCACGCUGGUGCAGAAGGGGAUAAGCGACGAGAACGACUUUGAGUGGCUCAGCCAACUGCGCUACUACUGGGUGGAGAACCACCUCCAGACCAAGAUGAUCAACGCCGGUUUGCCUUACGGCUAUGAAUACUUGGGCAACACUCCACGUCUGGUUAUUACCCCGCUCACUGACCGCUGCUACCGCACUUUGUUUGGCGCCCUGAGCCUCCAUCUGGGAGGGGCCCCGGAGGGCCCGGCUGGCACAGGAAAAACAGAGACAACCAAAGACUUGGCCAAAGCUGUAGCCAAGCAGUGUGUGGUCUUCAACUGCUCUGACGGACUGGACUACAUCGCUUUGGGGAAGUUCUUUAAAGGCCUUUUGUGCUGCGGCGCUUGGGCCUGCUUUGAUGAGUUUAACCGCAUUGACUUGGAGGUGCUGUCUGUGGUGGCUCAACAGAUUCUCACCAUACAGAGAGGAAUUGCUACCCAUGCUGAGAUGCUGAUGUUUGAAGGGACUGAGCUUAAACUGGACCCCUCCUGCGCUGUCUUCAUCACUAUGAAUCCCGGCUACGCUGGGCGCUCCGAGCUUCCAGACAACCUCAAGGCUCUUUUUAGGACUGUUGCUAUGAUGGUGCCGGACUACGCCAUGAUCGCAGAGAUCGUACUCUACUCGUGUGGCUUUGUGACUGCGCGGCCCCUUUCGGUGAAAAUCGUGGCCACUUACCGACUGUGUUCGGAGCAGCUGUCCUCACAGCAUCACUACGACUACGGGAUGAGGGCUGUCAAGUCUGUGCUUACUGCAGCUGGAAACCUCAAGCUCACUUUUCCAGAAGAGAAUGAAGACACCCUGCUGCUGAGAUCCAUUAUUGAUGUCAAUCUGCCCAAGUUUCUGGCCCAUGAUCUGAAGCUAUUUGAGGGCAUCACCUCUGACCUCUUCCCGGGGGUCAAGCUUCCACACAGAAACUACGACAUCCUGCUGGAGGCCAUCGAGGAAAACUGCCAGAGCAUGAACCUGCAAGUCACAGAAUUCUUCACUGAGAAAAUCAUGCAGAUCUUUGAGAUGAUGCAAGUGAGGCAUGGUUUCAUGCUGGUGGGGGAACCCUUCGGGGGCAAAACCAGCGCCUAUCGUGUGCUGGCAGCAGCCCUCCAUGACGUUUUUGAAAAGGGUUUGAUGGAUGAAAACAAGGUGCAGAUCACAGUUAUCAAUCCCAAAUCCAUCACCAUGGGACAGCUGUAUGGCCAGUUUGACCCCGUCUCCCACGAGUGGUCCGAUGGCAUCCUCGCCGUCAGCUACAGAGUCUUCGCUUCCUCCCAGAGCCCAGACAGGAAAUGGCUUAUCUUUGACGGCCCGGUGGACGCCGUGUGGAUCGAGAACAUGAACACGGUACUCGACGACAACAAGAAGCUGUGUCUGAUGAGCGGUGAGAUCAUUCAGAUGUCACCGCAAAUGAGCCUCAUCUUUGAGCCCAUGGACCUGGAGGUGGCAUCGCCUGCCACGGUGUCUCGCUGUGGUAUGAUCUACAUGGAGCCUCAUAUGCUUGGCUGGCGACCUCUUAUGCUGUCCUGGCUCAAUACCAUGCCCGCCACAGUCAAUGCAGCCAACAAAGACCUCAUCGCUGGCCUUUUUGACCGCGUGAUGCCAGCCAGCCUCCAGCUCAUUCAAAAGGCCACCAAGGAGCUUACGCCGACCUCCGACACCAAUCUAGUCAAGUCUCUGAUGAAUCUGAUGGACUGUAUGAUGGAUGAGUUUCACAAUGAGGCUGCGAUGAAGAGGAUGAAUGAAAAAGAUAUUGGCUCAUGGUUGGAGGGCAUCUUUGUGUUCUGCCUGGUGUGGUCAGUGGGAGCCAGCUGUGACGAUUCAGGUCGAGUCAAAUUUGAUGCUGUGGUCAGGGAGAUCCUAGUCGGCCCGCUAAGUGAGAAGACCCGCUCCCGCCAUGGCAUCCUGGCAACUGUCAACACUCCACCUAAACAGCUCACAGUGCCUCUGCCCAGUGACGGAACAGUCUACCAGUACCGCUUCAUUAAAGAGGGCCCGGGCAGGUGGGAGCUGUGGACUGAUGAGCUAAAGGCCGCUCCCCCUAUAUGCAAAGACAUGCAGUUCAAUGAGAUAAUUGUGCCCACCGAAAACACAGUACGCUACAUGGCGCUGACGGAGCUCCUCGUCACCCACAAGAAGCCCACCGUCUUCAUCGGCCCCACCGGUACCGGCAAGAGUGUCUACAUUACAGACUUCCUCUUGAAUCAGCUGCAGAAAGAUGUCUACAGCCCUUUAUUCAUCAACUUUUCCGCCCAGACCACAGCUGCACAGACCCAAAACAUUAUAAUGUCCAAGCUAGACAAGCGGCGCAAAGGAGUGUUCGGCCCCCCAUUGGGGAAAAAAAUGGUGAUAUUUGUGGAUGAUGUGAACAUGCCAGCCCGGGAGGUUUAUGGUGCCCAACCCCCUGUGGAGCUGCUGCGCCAGUGGCUGGACCACUGGAACUGGUAUGACAUGAAGGACUGCUCCAGGAUCAACCUUGUGGAUAUCCAGGUCAUAUGUGCUAUGGGACCACCUGGUGGAGGGAGGAACCCCGUCACACCUCGGUACCUGCGCCACUUCAACAUGAUUACCAUUAACGACUUUGAUGAGAAGACCAUGUACACAAUCUUCUCCAGGAUCUUAGACUGGCAUUUCACCACGCAGUUUUCUUUCCCCAAGCCGUUUGCUGCACUCACCUCUCAGAUAGUUAAUAGCACUAUUUCAGUGUACCGAGAGGCCACCGAGAACCUGCUUCCAACCCCCACAAAGUCCCAUUACUUGUUCAACCUGCGCGAUGUCUCCCGGGUCAUCCAGGGCAUCUGCCUGUCGCGGCCGGAGACUGCAGAUGAACCGUCUGUCAUCAAACGGCUGUGGGUGCACGAGGUUCUGAGGGUAUACUAUGACCGACUGGUACACGACACAGAUCGAUCCUGGCUCGUGAGCCAUCUGGAGGCCGUCUCCCGGACUACCAUGAAGGAAGACUUCCAUCAGCUCUUCCAACAUCUGGACCAGGACCAGGACGGGAAAGUCAACGAAGAUGACCUGCGCAGCCUCAUGUUCUGCGACUUCCACGACCCUAAGGGCGAGGACCGCAACUACCGGGAGGUGCACAACCUCGACCAUCUCCGGCAGGUGGCGGACUCACACCUGGAGGAGUACAACAACAUCAGCAAGGCGCCCAUGAACCUGGUGCUUUUCCGCUUUGCCAUCGAACACGUGUGCCGCAUUUCCCGCAUCCUCAAGCAGCCGAGGGGCCACGCCCUGCUGGUGGGCGUGGGCGGCAGCGGGCGACAGUCCCUCACCCGGUUGGCUGCCCACAUGGCGGAGGCAGAGCUUUUCCAGGUUGAGAUCUCCAAGACCUAUGGGACUACCGAAUGGCACGAUGACCUGAAGCUUUUCAUGAGGAGGUCCACACAGGGGGAAAUUCACGGCGUUUUCCUCUUCACCGACACUCAAAUCAAAAUGGAGUCAUUCCUGGAGGACGUUGGCAACCUGCUCAACACUGGCGAGGUGCCAAAUCUGUUUGCAGUUGACGAAAAGCAGGAAAUAUGUGAAAAAAUGCACGUGUUGGACCUGCAACGGGACCGCGACAAGCGGACGGACGGCAGCCCGCUGUCCCUCUUCAACAUGUUCAUAGAGCGCUGUCGCACACAGCUGCAUGUGGUGAUGGCCAUGAGUCCCAUUGGAGACGCCUUUAGGAACCGUUUGAGGAGCUUCCCCGCCCUCAUUAAUUGCUGCACCAUUAACUGGUUCCAGCCCUGGCCAGAGGAUGCCCUGCAGGCUGUAGCCUGUCGUUUCCUGGAGGACAUUGAGAUGACCGAUGAGUACAGAGAAGGAUGCAUCGAGAUGUGCAAGAGCUUCCACACCUCAACCAUAGAACUAUCUGUUCGCUUUAUGACAGAGUUGCAGCGCUACAACUACGUCACUCCAACCUCAUACCUGGAGCUCAUUUCCACAUUCAAGGCCCUUCUGAGGACCAAAAGAGCUGAGGUGAUGAAGCUGAAACGUCGUUACCAGGUGGGUCUCGAGAAGCUGGAGUCAGCAGCAGACCAAGUGGCCUCGAUGCAAGUUGAGCUGGAGGCUCUACAGCCACAGCUGCGUGUGGCCAGCAAGCAGGUGGAUGAGAUGAUGGUGGUAAUUGAGCAUGAAUCCGUGGAGGUGGCCAAGACAGAGAAGGUGGUAAGUGUGGAUGAGGCAGUGGCCAACGAACAAGCCAUGGCCGCCAAGGCCAUCAAGGAUGAGUGUGAUGCCGAGCUGGAUGAAGCCAUGCCUAUCCUGGAGUCAGCCCUUUCUGCUCUCAAUACUCUGACCAACCAGGAUAUCACAGUGAUGAAGUCAAUGAAAAGCCCACCUCCAGCUGUCAAACUGGUUAUGGAGGCAAUCUGCAUUCUCAAAGGCAUCAAGCCAGAUCGCGUGCCUGACCCAUCAGGCUCUGGUAAGAAAGUAGAGGACUUUUGGGGCCCGGCCAAAAAGCUUCUGGGAGACAUGAAGUUUCUCCAAAGCCUCCAUGAUUAUGACAAGGACAACAUCCCACCGAGCUUCAUCGCCAUCAUCCGCAACAAGUACAUCACCAACCCAGACUUUGUACCUGAGAAGAUUCGAACCGCAUCCACUGCAGCUGAAGGAAUGUGUAAGUGGGUUUGCGCCAUGGACAAGUAUGACAAAGUGGCCAAGGUUGUGGCUCCCAAGAAGGAGAAGCUGGCACAGGCUGAGGGUGAGCUGAAGGUGGCCAUGGGGAGCCUCCAGAAAAAGCAGGCUGCCCUCAAAGAAGUCCAAGAUAAACUGGCGAAGCUUCAGGAGACUUUGGAGGCUAACAAACACAAGAAAGCUGAUCUGGAGAAUCAGGUGGAUCUGUGCAGUAAGAAGCUGGAGCGGGCGGAGCAGCUUAUUGGAGGCCUGGGUGGAGAGAAGACUCGCUGGAGCGAGAUGGCCGUCAAUCUCGGGGAGCUUUACAACAACCUGACAGGGGACAUCCUUAUCUCAGCGGCCAUUGUUGCUUAUCUGGGAGCCUUCACCUCCAGCUACAGACAGGAUCAGACGGAGGAGUGGAUGAAUCUUUCCAAGAGCAGAGAGAUCCCGUGCUCCCGCAACAUGUCUCUGAUGAACUCCCUGGGCGACCCAAUAAAGACUCGUGCAUGGACCAUUGAUGGCCUACCAUCAGACAAUUUCUCCAUAGACAACGCUAUCAUAAUCUCGAACGCCAGGCGGUGGCCCCUGAUGAUUGAUCCCCAGGGCCAGGCCAACAAGUGGGUGAAAAACAUGGAGAAGGCCAGUAGUCUGCAUAUCAUUAAGCUGAGUGAUGCUGACUUUGUACGCACUCUGGAGAACUGCAUCCAGUUUGGCACGCCAGUGCUGCUGGAGAAUGUCGGAGAGGAGCUGGACCCGAUCCUGGAGCCCCUGCUGCUGAGACAGACCUUUAAACAGGGUGGCGCCUUGUGUAUCCGCCUCGGAGACUCCACCAUCGAAUAUGCUCCUGACUUUCGCUUCUACAUCACAACCAAGCUGCGCAACCCACACUACCUGCCUGAGACCUCCGUCAAGGUGACCCUUCUGAACUUCAUGAUCACCCCAGAGGGCAUCCAGGACCAGCUGCUGGGUAUUGUGGUGGCCCGGGAAAGGCCCGACCUGGAGGAUGAGAAACAGGUUCUCAUCCUGCAAGGAGCGGAGAACAAAAGACAACUGAAGGAGAUUGAGGAUAAAAUCUUAGAGGUGCUCUCUUCCUCUAAGGGCAACAUCCUGGAGGACGAGACGGCCGUCAAGAUUCUCUCCUGCUCCAAAGUGCUGGCCAACGAGAUCACGGAGAAGCAGGCCGUGGCCGAGGUCACGGAGCGCAAGAUUGACCAGACUCGCAUGGGCUACACGCCCAUCGCCGUGCACUCGGCCACCUUGUUCUUCUCCAUCGCUGACCUGGCGAACAUUGAGCCCAUGUACCAGUACUCCCUCACCUGGUUCAUUAACCUCUUCAUCGGCUCCAUCGACAACUCAGACUCCAGUGAGGACUUGGAGCAGAGACUACAGAUCCUGAGGGACCACUUUACCUACACACUAUAUGUCAAUGUGUGCCGCUCACUGUUUGAAAAGGACAAGCUGCUCUUUUCCUUCUGCCUCAGUGUCAAUCUGCUCAUGCACAACAAAUUGGUGGAUGACGGGGAGUGGCGCUUCCUCCUCACGGGGGGUGUGGGCCUGGACAAUCCCCACUCCAACCCCUGCACCUGGCUCCCCAAGAAGGCUUGGGACGAGAUUUGCCGGUUAGAGGAAAUGGAGCGCUUUAAAGGUCUUCUUCAGGACAUGGCUCGCCUCAGGGACGAGUGGAAGACGGUGUACGACAGCCCGAACCCCCACGAGUCUCCCUUCCCCAAAGAGUGGCAGAGGAAGCUGAGCCAGUUUCAGAAGAUGCUGAUCAUCCGUUGUCUCAGACCAGACAAGGUUAUUCCCAUGGUGCAGAAAUUUGUUUCCGACAGUUUGGGUCGCGCCUUCAUCGAAGCGCCGCCCUUCAACCUGAGUAAGGCCUUCGUUGACAGCCACUGCUGUGCCCCUCUCAUCUUCAUACUCUCCCCCGGCUCUGACCCCAUGGCUGCGUUGCUUAAGUUCGGAGAUGAAAAGGGUUUUACUGGUAACAAGCUGACUUCCCUCUCUCUGGGCCAAGGCCAAGGUCCUAUUGCCAUGCGUAUGAUUGAGACGGCCAUCAGAGAGGGUACCUGGGUGGUUCUUCAGAACUGCCACUUGGCCACAUCCUGGAUGUCAACACUUGAGAGAGUCUGUGAGGAGCUGAACCCUGACACCACCCACCCAGACUUCAGGCUCUGGCUGACCAGCUACCCGUCUCCCACCUUCCCCGUGGCGGUGCUUCAGAAUGGGGUGAAGAUGACCAAUGAGGCUCCGAAGGGCCUCCGCGCCAACAUCGCGCGCUCCUUCUUGAUGGACCCCAUCUCCGACCCGGAGUUUUUCAGCAGCAGCAGCAAGCCGGUUGUUUUCAAGAAGCUGCUGUACGGCCUGUGUUUCUUCCACGCCUUGACCCAGGAGAGGAGGAAGUUUGGACCUUUGGGCUGGAACAUUCCGUAUGAGUUCAAUGAGACCGACCUCCGGAUCUCUGUACAGCAGCUACACAUGUUCCUCGAACAGUACCAGGAAGUGCCGUUCGAUGCCAUCCGCUACAUGACUGGUGAGUGUAACUACGGAGGCCGCGUGACGGACGACUGGGACAGACGGACGCUGCGCACCAUCCUCUCCAUCUUCUACACUUCAAAGGUCAUCAAGGACCCCGACUACAAGUUUGAUCCCAGUGGGCUCUACUAUGCACCAGCUGAGGAAGAUUACGACGGCUACUUAGAAUACACCAAGUCGCUGCCACUCAACCCGUCGCCGGAGAUUUUUGGCAUGAACGCCAACGCGGACAUCACCAAGGAUCAGGCUGAGACCGAACUGCUGUUUAACAGCAUCUUGCUAACUCAGUCCCGCUCUGCAGGCGGAGACGCCAAAUCCUCAGAUGACAUGGUCUUUGAUGUGGCAGCUGACAUCCUGAGCAAGCUGCCUGCAGACUUUGACUUGGAGGCGGUGAUGAGGCGAUACCCCACCAGCUACCACCAGAGCAUGAACACGGUGCUGGCGCAGGAGAUGGGCCGCUUCAACAACCUGCUCUGCACCAUCCGGGAGUCCUGCGUCAACAUUCAGAAGGCCAUAAAGGGGCUGGUGGUGAUGUCUGCGGAGCUGGAGGAGGUGGUCCGCAGCAUCUUGACGGGUCGGAUCCCCGGCAUGUGGAUGAAGAAGUCCUACCCCAGCCUCAAACCCCUGGGGAGCUACGUCAAUGACUUCCUGCAGCGCCUCGCCUUCCUUCAGGGCUGGUACCAACAUGGCACUCCGGCCGUGUUCUGGGUGUCGGGGUUCUUCUUCACCCAGGCCUUCCUCACAGGCAGCCAGCAGAACUACGCCAGGAAACACACCAUCCCCAUCGACCUGCUCGGCUUCGACUUCGAGGUCCUGGAUGACGAGGAAUACGAGCAGCCUCCGGUGGACGGCGUGUACAUCAGAGGGCUGUUUCUGGACGGCGCCCGCUGGGAAAGGAAGACCAAACUUCUGGCCGAGUCCUACCCCAAAGAGCUGCACGACCCCAUGCCUGUGAUGUGGCUGAAGCCUCUGAAACGACAGGACAUCCCCCAGAGGAUGUGCUACGUGGUGCCGGUCUACAAGACCAGCGAGCGGCGCGGCACCCUGUCCACCACGGGCCACUCCACCAACUACGUCAUCGCCAUGACGCUCAACUCCGACCUGCCGGAGGAACACUGGAUCAAAAGAGGGGUGGCGCUGCUCUGCCAGCUCAGCUCCUAGUGGUCAUGUGACACCCCGUCCCCGUUACGUAGUGCCUAAAGCCAACAGUGAGGGGUGUUAAGGUUUAGGUUGGAGUGCAGCUUUGAAAGAAUAAGAGGAUAAAAAGUGUUGUUUAACUGGCCUCAAGAUGCCAUUUCAUCAGCCUACAUUGCUUUGCAUGUUAAAUGUGCUGUAUUUCUAGAUCAGUGACUUUAUCACAUACAUAAGAGAUACUGCCCAUUUCUAAUGGUAAACUUUCCAAAUAUGAAUGUGUCUGUGGUUUCUUUAAGGUGGUCUUUUCCUUUAUUCAUUAAGAUUGUGAUGUCAACUUUAUCAUUUUAAGGGUUUGAUGGGUAUUACGUGGUAAUAUGGUACAGAAGCCAUAUUACCAACAAUAAUACCAAUGUUUGUGCUUGACUUAAAAGCUGAUGGCAGAAGU
Messenger RNA from Pungitius pungitius (ninespine stickleback), 12807 nucleotides. RefSeq names its product dynein, axonemal, heavy chain 7 (gene dnah7). Gene Ontology annotation, biological process: microtubule-based movement. Gene Ontology annotation, molecular function: minus-end-directed microtubule motor activity; ATP binding; calcium ion binding. The transcript has 66 exons. The record is from RefSeq and is a predicted model, not a curated record. Bases 381 to 12389 code for a protein of 4002 amino acids. Lineage: Eukaryota; Metazoa; Chordata; Actinopteri; Perciformes; Gasterosteidae. Gene Ontology annotation, cellular component: dynein complex.